Molecule: messenger RNA, 3672 nt
Organism: Hippocampus comes (tiger tail seahorse)
Lineage: Eukaryota; Metazoa; Chordata; Actinopteri; Syngnathiformes; Syngnathidae
Gene: fam53c
Product: family with sequence similarity 53 member C
Biological process (GO): protein import into nucleus
Cellular component (GO): nucleus
Source: RefSeq, a predicted model, not a curated record
UCCUCACUGCCACCGUAAAUGUUAUUUAUGAAUGCCUCGCCGCUCGUGUGCACGUACAAAUCUGUAUCGUUAUGUUUUAAAUAAUCGGACGACACCGGGCGUCGAUCGUACAGGGGGCGACGAUUUUCUCCGUGCCACGCGUGCACAGACGAUAAUUCAUUGCGGUGGCUGCUUUUUGGAUGCUGAGCUCGGCGGCGGCGGCGGCGGCGGUGGUGGCGGUGGCAGCGGCGGGUUGUAGCGGUGCGUUCGCCUCCGUAAUCACGUUGGGUCAAUACGCCGAGUAACCGAGGGGGCUGACCGAUGCACCCGGAGAGGGGGCUCUCCGACGAGGUUCUUGAGGCCACAGGUGGACUCGACUUGGUCAUGCUGUCCUUUUGAGGGUGGGCGGGGCUACCUGGCCCUUGGUGCAAGGAGGAGGAGUCUGCAGCUGUUAGCCCCUCCCCUCAAAGUGAUAAGAGACACACAAGUGGGCGUGACUCCCACCUCACUCCUCUUUCUCCCAUUCCUCCAUCCCCUCCCUCCCUCCUCCUCCUCCUCCUCCGCCACCAUGACGUGGUCGCCUUGCUGGUGGAGAACGUGAGGAAGUCUGGAAGGCGACCCUGCUCAGCCGGGGGACUCGGACUUGUCCCUGCUGGACCCGAAAAACCUCGCGGAGUGCUGGCCCCCAGAUGGCUUGAUGCCUGAGAGCAGCUACUGGCAGCUCUGCCCUCCCUCUAAGUCCAGCCUGCAGGGGGGGUUGCUGAGCUCUAGUUUCCCCCCCGGCCCCGUCCCCCUGGUGCCACCCGAUGCUCACCUUCAGGAGGGGGGCGACCCCCUGGACGACCCUCCCUCUCAGCCGCAGCAGCACCGGCCUCUGGCGCCCAGCACUUCGGCGUCCGAGCUCUCCCUCCCGGGGGCGGCCGCCCCUCCCGGCCCGGCCCCGCCGCCCCCUCCUCCCCCGCCAUCCAAACGCCACUGCCGCUCUCUGUCGGUCCCGGAGGACCUGUCGCGCUGCCGCUACACGUGGCGGCCCAGCGCUUCGCGGGUCUGGACUCCCGUCAGUCGCCAGCAAUGCCACGGAGGAGUGGGCGGCGCCGGGGUGGCGGGCGUGGCGGCGGCAGGCGGUGCCUGUCCGCUGCGCGCCCCGAGCUCCUCUCUGAACUCAUCUCUGCACUCAUCAUCCAGUCCCACCUUCUUCAGCCUGGCACUUUCUCCCGACUCGCCGCUGCCCUGGAACUUCCCCUGGGAUCCCAGCGAGGCCGCGGCGGGGGGCGGCGCCUGUUGCUGUUUCUUCCCCUCGCCGUCCUCCUGCUCCUCGUCGCCCUCGCCUCUUCACCCGCCGCCGCCUCCCCAGCGCCGUUUCUCCCUCUCGCCCGUGCUCAUCAGAGACUCGGCGGCCGCCGCCUUCCUGCCACCGCCUCCCAUUCCCAGCCAAGCGACGGCGCCUCCCUCUUCGGCGUGCAGCACGCCUUCGUCCUUGCGCCGCAGCCUGCCCCCGCAGCUACCGCGGUGCCACUCGCAGCCCUGCGACCUUCUGCUGCUCAAGCCCGGGUUGAAGAGACGCCGCGACCCCGACCGACCCUGCGCCCGCCCCGUCCUCGACUUCACCAAGAUGACUCAGACCCGCAGCAUCGACCCGCAGUAUUUGGAGCGCGGCGGCAGGCUGGCCUGCGGCGGCGACCUCUUCAUCGGCAUGGAAUCGUUCUUGGGCGACUUCCGUGGCUCCUGCUCGCCGGCCGAGUGUCUGGGCAGGUCUAGCAUCGGCCCGCUGAGCGAGAGCGACGAGGAGUGCCGCGAGGACGACGACGACGACGACGACGACGGCGAGGAAGACGAAGACGUCGAUGAGCGCGAGGCGACGCAGCAACAGCAGCAGGCCGUAUUCGAGAGGGAUUGUACAGAACUGGACUUGAAUUUAAUCGAAGAAAACUGACGCGUUUGUAAAUGGAAGGCCGACCAGGUUUAUUUUGUUUUGUUUUUAGAUUGGAUUGCUUUUAUUUUAAAUUCGAACAGUCCCGCCCACCGUGCCACCAAUCAGCGAGGCUCUCAGGAUCACCUCUCAUUGGACGAGCUGCGGUAAAUCAAAGCUGAUUGACGUCAACAGUGAUGAUGUGACUACUUGCUGGAAAGUCUCCUCCCGCGCUGUUGGAAAACCUUCCUCGUGAAGACCAAACAAACGGAGAGGGAGCGGCCAUUGGCGGUCCGACGCCAGAUUUUGACUGCCCGGUGUGUCUUCUGCGUUCCCUCGUCUUCCGCAGCUGCCGAGUCUCCUGACAGACCACUCGCCUGACACGCCGCGGCGUCCACCUGAAACAUCGCUGGGCCGCCAUCAUGCUUGCUACAUAGCGGAGGAGCAGCCGGUCAUUGUUCCUAAAGGCUCAGGUCAGACAAAUUAGAACUUUUUUGCUUUCACGCCGCGUUCCAGACUGCUAAGAAGUAGGACAUUUCAUGUAGCACUUGAGUGAAGCGAAUAUUUAUAUUGUUAAGUCAGGAGAUUUUAAAAAAAUGUCGCUAGCCAUGAUACAUCUUGUCACAUGGGAGAGAUAACGGUUCCAGAACAACCUGUUAUAGGUGAAGAUCUGUGAUGUAGAAUUUUGGCUUCAGUUUCCCAUGUUGGCCCCUUUUUCAAAAUUGAGUUGUACGAGAGAGUGCCUGCUUACAACACUUGGAGAAUCACCGGCCCGGUAAAUCUAUUGAGCACUUAAGACGAGAAACAAUAUCGAAAUUGCAUUUUGCAUCGCACUGUAUAUAAGCCAAAAGUCCAAGUUUUCUACAAUGCAAGCAUCUCAAAAUUACACUCAGUGGUCAUUACGCCACGUUUGGAACUAGUUUAUCUGAACUGAGCCUACAAAUAGUUCAUUCAUGGAAGGAUCAACACAUUUUCCGCUAAUAAGUGUGUGUGGGGGAAGGACAUGGGGGGGGCAGGGGCGGGGCAAUCAGAUGUUGACCCAUAUACACGCGGCGAUGUGUUCAGGUGCGCCUCGAAUCUGUGUUGCGUCAUCCUAUUCCUCCCAAGUAGCCACUGAUGCUGUGUACCCGAGUGUUCAUACUUUCCUGUGUGUGUGUGUGUUACAAAUGAGCAUUGACACUUAAGAAAAGGUUCAUCAACUAUUAUUAGACAACCCGAAGGACAAUCACAAAGAUUAAUUGUUGGGAUGAUCCAUUUGGACGACUGUAUUGGAGAUUAUUGUUCCAUGUGUGGCUUUUUGAUUCUAAAUUUUCACAUCUCGGAAAGUAUUAGUAUCUUGUACACACAGCGUCCCAUUAGACACACAAACAAACACUUUACCUGUCAAUGUCACUCCUCUCAGUCAAUUGCUCCACAUUGCCCAACAUGAGCCUUAAUAAAACAUUCUGUAAAUCAAAAUGUGAUAAUGGAGGGGAAAAAAAAAAACAUGGUCUCGAAAAAGGAAGCGUGUUUCUGUAGCUGUCCAAAUUUUAAGUCCUUCAGUUCAUUUGCGAGGAUUUGUUUUGUUUUCUUCAUAUUUCUGAUCGGGCAUCCGAGCAGGUCAUCAACGCCAAAAUGGGACGCUUGAGCACGAUGGACAAUGAGCGAUGAUGAACAAGUUAGUAGAGAGACGUCUUUUAAUAUUAUUAUUAUUAUUAUUGUAUGUGUUUUCAAAAAUGAAAUGACAACAUGGCAAUUUGAAAUGAAGUUUGUGAAUAAAUUAUUGAGAAUUAUUUUACAAUGAA